UGAGCCUAUUAUUGUUGUCAAACCAGUUAGAGCUGAAAAAGCAGAAUCGAAUUAAGAUAAUACCCGACUUGAUCCUCUUCCAAUUCCGGCCGGCUUUUCCGAUCAGAUCGCGACGCUUUCGUACUUAAAUUAAUUAUUCCGGAGUAAGUGGAGCUGUAGAGAGCCAUGGCAGGUGUAUUUGAGAAUUAUGAGCGUCAAUACUGCGAGCUUUCGGCUAAUCUGACCAAAAAAUGUAGAGCUGCUACUCUUGUUGAUGGAGAGCAAAAGAAGCAAAGACUAUCUGAAGCAAAAGUUGGACUGGAUGAAGCUGAAACUUUGAUACGCAAGAUGGACACUGAAGCAAGAAGUUUACAGCCUAAUGUGAGGGCUGUGCUUCUUGCCAAAUUGAGAGAAUAUAAAUCUGAUCUGAACAAUCUGAAAAGUGAAGUUAAACGAAUUGCAUCAACCAACUUGAAUCAGGCUGCUCGAGAUGAGUUAUUGGAGUCGGGCAUGGCUGAUGCAAAAAUGGUAUCAGCUAAUCAAAGAGAGAGAUUACUUAUGUCGACUGAAAAGUUAAACAAAUCUAGCGACAGGGUAAGGGAAAGUAGAAGGACUAUGUUGGAGACAGAGGAUUUAGGUGUUUCGAUUCUUUCAGAUCUGCACCAACAGCGGCAGGCUCUUUUGCAUGCUGAUAACACUGUAUGUUCCGUUAAUAAUCUAGAUGCUACAUGGGGUGGAUGAUAACGUAGGCAGGAGUAAAAAAAUAAUGACAGCCAUGUCAAGGCGGAUGAGCAGGAACAAAUACAUCAUUGGCUUCAUAGUAGCAGUCCUUGUUCUCUCAAUCAUACUAAUCUUGUACUUCAAAUUGAAGUAGGUGGUGGUGGAAUUUAGCACGAAUCAUGGCUGUGUUCUUGAGACAUUCAGAAGCUAUUGUAAAGUUUGCUCCAGUUCAAGUAUACAAUAAUUUGAUACAUUUUCGUUUUAAAAUUUGAUUGGCGAUGAAUGUUGUUGUUAAUGCGUUAUAUGAAUUUCGACAAUAUUUGAUUUCACAGUGUGACUACUAUGUUCUAGUUUCUUGUUUUCA
Daucus carota subsp. sativus is the source of this 1063-nucleotide messenger RNA. Its product is annotated as vesicle transport v-SNARE 13. The coding region runs from base 166 to 720 and encodes 184 amino acids. Gene Ontology annotation, molecular function: SNARE binding; SNAP receptor activity. Gene Ontology annotation, cellular component: endoplasmic reticulum membrane; late endosome membrane; SNARE complex. The record is from RefSeq and is a predicted model, not a curated record. The transcript is spliced from 6 exons. Gene Ontology annotation, biological process: vesicle fusion; intracellular protein transport; vesicle-mediated transport. NCBI's taxonomy places the organism in Eukaryota, Viridiplantae, Streptophyta, Magnoliopsida, Apiales, Apiaceae.